Teleopsis dalmanni is the source of this 543-nucleotide messenger RNA. RefSeq lists its product as uncharacterized. The transcript has a single exon. The coding region runs from base 1 to 543 and encodes 180 amino acids. Lineage: Eukaryota; Metazoa; Arthropoda; Insecta; Diptera; Diopsidae. The record is from RefSeq and is a predicted model, not a curated record.
AUGUACUGUGAAGACUUUUUUGAGCGUACAACUGUACGCAACGACACGGGUAGAUAUGUGCUCAGACUACCAGUAAAGCAGAACGCUGAUUUGUCAAUACUUAAGUCAAGUAAACUAAAUGCACUGGCAUUACUAAACAGUACUUUACAACGAUUAACUCGAGAUCCAGAAAUGUAUAAGCUCUAUCAAGAUUUUAUGGACGAAUAUCAGACAUGUAGCCAUAUGGAAGUGGUGCCACAGUCGCAUGAUGCAGAUUCAGCCUCUUAUCUUCCUUACCAUUGUGUCUAUAAGGCAUCGAGUUCUGCAACGAAACUUCGCGUAGUGUUCAAUGCUUCUAAUAAAUGUAUGAACGGAAUAUCUCUUAAUGAUUGUCUACAUAUAGGUCCCAGAUUACAAAAGGAUCUAUCAAAUAUCAUCUUGCAAUGGCAACAUUACCCUAUAGUGUUUACAGGAGAUAUCGAGAAAAUGUAUAGGCAAAUUCUCGUUCGACACGGGGUCGCCCCUACAACAUUUCCGGUUACUCACUGUAACAUAUGGGACUAA